Molecule: messenger RNA, 8898 nt
Organism: Esox lucius (northern pike)
Lineage: Eukaryota; Metazoa; Chordata; Actinopteri; Esociformes; Esocidae
Product: ankyrin repeat domain-containing protein 17-like
Exons: 38
Coding region: 181-8196 (2671 amino acids)
Biological process (GO): innate immune response
Cellular component (GO): cytoplasm
Molecular function (GO): protein binding; RNA binding
Source: RefSeq, a predicted model, not a curated record
GGAGAAGCAGUGCGUAGUGAGUUAGGUUGUUAGAAAGUUAAUGGCUGGGGGAAAGAAAUCCUCCUCAACCCUCGCUUCGGGAGAGUUUCAGGAUUCCCUGAAGUAAAAACGACAAAGAUACUCCCGAAUGAAGUUACAGUCAACAAUAAGAACGCUAAUAUACGUAUUGUCAAUAUAAGUAUGCAGGAUGCAGUAGCCGGGACAGCAAUGCUGACGGACGGCUUCGAGGACGAGAUUGACUCGGUGACUCCUCGCACCCCAGCGGUAGGGAUGGGGGUAGGAGCAACACCAGGAGUCGGACUCGGGGGCAUAGGGAUUGGUGUGGGAAAGAAAGUACGCUUGUUUGGCGAUCCAGGUGGGCCUACUACAGACAGACUGGAUUUCAAACUGGCUGCAGCUGCAGUCCUUUCCUCUGGUCCCGGUUCCAAUAGCGACGAAGACGAGGUCUCAGAGGUUGAGUCAUUUAUCUUGGACCAGGAAGACUUGGAAAACCCCAUCAUGAAGACUGCCUCAGAGCUACUACUUUCCAGUGCCACAGACGGAGUGGACCUCCGCACUGUAGACCCAGAAACACAGGCCCGUCUCGAGGCAUUGCUAGAGGCUGCAGGCAUUGGUAAACUGUCGACUGCGGAUGGUAAAGCGUUUGCAGAUCCCGAAGUGCUGCGGAGGCUGACGUCCUCAGUGAGCUGUGCCCUGGACGAGGCGGCCGCCGCCCUGACGCGCAUGAGAGCAGAGAACACGCUCAACGCCGGGCAGGCCGAUAAUCUGGUUAUUUUCAGCCGUAGUCUAGCGGAGGCGUGUUCGGACGGAGACGUGAAUGCGGUGAGAAAGCUGCUAGACGAAGGCCGAAGCGUCAACGAACACACGGAAGAGGGAGAGAGUCUGUUGUGCCUAGCCUGCUCUGCUGGAUACUAUGAACUCGCUCAGGUGCUACUGGCGAUGCAUGCCAAUGUGGAGGACCGGGGGAUUAAAGGUGACAUCACGCCCCUGAUGGCGGCGGCAAGCGGAGGUUAUGUUGACAUCGUGAAGUUGCUCCUGGUCCACGGUGCUGACGUCAAUGCUCAGUCUUCCACCGGGAACACAGCCCUGACGUAUGCAUGCGCCGGGGGGUUUGUAGAUGUGGUGAAGGUUCUCCUAAAAGAGGGGGCCAACAUCGAGGACCACAACGAGAACGGCCACACCCCCUUGAUGGAGGCGGCCAGCGCGGGCCAUGUAGAGGUGGCCAGGGUUCUGCUGGAGUACGGUGCCGGCAUCAACACACACUCCAAUGAGUUCAAGGAGAGCGCUCUCACAUUGGCCUGCUACAAAGGUCAUCUGGACAUGGUGAGGUUUCUGCUGGAGGCUGGGGCUGAUCAAGAGCAUAAGACAGAUGAGAUGCACACAGCAUUAAUGGAAGCCUGCAUGUCCCAGGACGGGCACGUGGAAGUGGCACGGCUGCUGUUGGACAGCGGGGCACAGGUGAACAUGCCCGCUGACUCCUUCGAAUCCCCCCUCACCCUGGCAGCCUGCGGUGGGCACGUAGAAUUGGCAGCCCUGCUCAUUGAAAGAGGAGCCAACCUAGAGGAGGUGAACGAUGAGGGCUAUACUCCUCUGAUGGAAGCGGCCAGGGAAGGACAUGAAGAGAUGGUGGCUCUGCUACUGGCUCAAGGUGCUAACAUCAACGCCCAGACCGAGGAGACCCAGGAAACAGCCCUGACUCUGGCCUGCUGUGGCGGCUUCCUGGAGGUGGCAGACUUCCUCAUCAAAGCCGGGGCCGACAUCGAGCUGGGCUGCUCCACGCCUCUAAUGGAGGCCGCCCAGGAGGGCCACCUGGAGCUGGUGAAAUACCUCCUGGCCGCUGGGGCCAACGUGCACGCCACCACAGCGACGGGAGACACAGCGCUGACGUACGCGUGUGAAAACGGACACACCGACGUGGCUGAUGUCCUACUGCAGACCGGCGCCGACCUGGAGCAUGAGUCUGAAGGAGGGAGGACUCCAUUGAUGAAGGCGGCCAGGGCGGGACACCUAUGCACUGUGCAGUUCCUCAUCAGCAAGGGUGCUAACGUGAACCGAGCGACAGCCAACAACGACCACACGGUGGUGUCUCUGGCCUGUGCUGGAGGACACCUGGCUGUCGUAGAGCUGCUCCUGGCCCAUGGGGCCGACCCCACACACAGACUCAAGGACGGCUCGACCAUGCUGAUUGAAGCUGCUAAGGGUGGCCACACCAACGUGGUGUCUUACCUGCUAGACUACCCAAACAACAUCCUGUCUGUUCCAGCACCUGACCUCUCCCAGCUCACACCCCCGUCACAAGACCCCUCUCAGGUUCCUCGUGUCCCAUUCCAGGCCCUGGCCAUGGUUGUGCCCCCCCAGGAACCAGACAGAGCCCCCUCCAACAUCACCACGCCACCACCACCUGUCUCCAGCAAAGGCUCAUCCAAGCAGAGACAGGCAGCCCUUCCCCCCAGUCCCUCCAGCCCAGGCGGCGUGCGUGCCGGCCCGGGUCUCGGGGAGACAGAGACCCUGCCCCCCUUCCACCUGUGCCAGCCCCUGGAGUGUAUCGUGGAGGAGACGGAAGGCAAGCUGAAUGAGCUGGGCCAGAGGAUCUCAGCCAUAGAGAAGGCCCAGCUCCAGUCUCUGGAACUCAUCCAGGGGGAGCCGCUCACCAAAGACAAGAUCGAGGAGCUCAAGAAGAGCCGGGAAGAGCAGGUGCAGAAGAAGAAGAAGAUCUUGAAGGAGCUUCAGAAGGUGGAGCGCCAGCUGCAGUUGAAGACCCAGCAGCAGUUCACCAAAGAGUACCUGGAGGCCAAGGGUCUGAAGGAGGAGCACGAGGGAGGCCAGGGCCCGGGGCCGGGGUUGGGAGGGGCCAACGCCACCCCGUCCCGAGCCCUCACGGCACCAUCAGGGGUUAACACACACACACUCCUUGGGUCAGACGCGCGGUCUGAUGAGGAGGGGAACAGAGAGGAGGAGGAGGAGCCGGCUGGGGAGGAGGAGGACGACGAAGAGGACGAGGAUGACGAGGACGAAGACGACGACGAGGAUGAGGAUGAUGAUGAAGACGAGGUGGAAGGAGAAGAGGAAGAUUACGCCAAGCUCCCCCAGGUGGACACCAUUCUCAAACUGGAAGGGCAGCCCCCCUCUGCCUCCCCCCAGACCCUGUCCUCCCCCCACAACCACCCCCCGCCCCCGCCACUCCAGACGGCCUUCGUGCCCAUCCAGCCCCUGCCCGACUACAGCACGGUCCCGGUCGUCUACCCCUUACCUGGCAGUAGCAGCCCCGAGCUGCAGAGGCUGCUGGUGGGUCAGCAGAUGCUGGGCCAGGGGCAGGGUCAGGGGUUAGGACCAGGGAUGGUGGGACAGCCGGCCCCCGACGGUCUCAUGGUGGCCACGCCCGCUCAGACGCUCACAGACACGCUGGAUGACAUCAUGGCAGCAGCGGUGAGCAGCAGAGUGCCCAUGCUGAACACACGGUCUUCCCCCACCCCACUGUCUGACCCCCUGUCACACAGCCCGUCCAACAUGUCCUCGCCCCCCUCGGUACUGCCCCUCUACCCCUCCGUGGACAUCGACGCGCACACGGAGAGUAACCAUGACACGGCUCUGACGCUGGCUUGUGCCGGAGGACACGAGGAGCUGGUGUCUGUUCUCAUCGCACGAGGAGCCAACAUAGAACAUCGUGACAAGAAGGGGUUCACCCCACUCAUCUUGGCCGCGACAGCAGGACAUGUGGGGGUUGUGGAGGUCCUACUGGAUAAAGGGGGCGACAUCGAGGCCCAGUCAGAGAGAACCAAAGACACGCCCCUCUCCCUUGCCUGCUCAGGGGGACGACAAGAGGUGGUGGAGUUGUUGCUAUUGCGAGGAGCCAACAAGGAGCAUCGUAAUGUGUCUGACUACACUCCUCUGAGCCUAGCGGCAUCAGGAGGUUAUGUCAACAUCAUCAAGAUCCUCCUCAACGCUGGAGCAGAGAUCAACUCCAGCUCUCCGUCCGUCCCCCCCUCCAGGACGGGCAGUAAGCUGGGCAUCUCUCCCCUGAUGCUUGCGGCCAUGAACGGCCACGUGCCAGCGGUCAAGCUUCUGUUGGACAUGGGCUCUGACAUAAACGCGCAGAUCGAAACCAACAGGAACACGGCCCUGACUCUGGCCUGCUUCCAGGGACGGGCCGAGGUGGUCAGUCUGCUGCUAGACCGCAAGGCCAACGUGGAGCACAGAGCCAAGACCGGGCUGACCCCCCUAAUGGAAGCCGCGUCGGGGGGCUAUGCGGAGGUGGGCCGGGUGUUGCUGGAUAAAGGGGCCGACGUCAACGCCCCUCCUGUCCCGUCGUCCCGGGACACUGCUCUCACCAUCGCAGCCGACAAGGGCCACUACAAGUUCUGUGAGCUGCUCAUUAACCGAGGUGCUCACAUUGACGUGCGUAAUAAGAAAGGGAACACCCCUCUGUGGCUGGCCACUAACGGCGGCCAUUUUGACGUAGUGCAACUGCUGGUGCAGGCCGGGGCCGAUGUAGACGCCGCGGACAACCGCAAGAUCACCCCUCUCAUGGCGGCCUUCCGCAAGGGUCACGUGAAGGUGGUUCAGUACCUGGUGAAGGAGGUCAACCAGUUCCCCUCAGAUAUCGAGUGUAUGAGAUACAUCGCUACCAUUGCUGACAAGGAGCUGCUGAAGAAGUGCCACCAGUGCAUGGAGACCAUCGUCAAAGCCAAAGACCAGCAGGCUGCCGAAGCCAACAAGAACGCCAGCAUUCUCCUCAAGGAGCUGGACCUUGAGAAAUCCAGAGAGGAGAGCAAGAAGCAGGCGCUCGCCGCCAAGAGGGAGAAACGCAAAGAGAAACGCAAGAAGAAGAAGGAGGAGCAGAAGAGAAAGCAAGAGGAGGAGGAGGAGCAAGAACAGAAAACCGAGGAGGAGGAGGACAGUGAAAUGCAGGAGCAGAAGGAGGAUGACGAUUCUGCUGACGAAGCGGACCCCCCCAUCGACCCCCCCAGUGCCACUACCACCACCACAAUCGGUAUCCCGGCAACCUCGGCCACCUUCAGCAGUGCUUUCGGUAAGAAAAGGGCCAGUGUUGCUCCGACGCCCAGCGCCAACCGCAAGAGCAAGAAGAACAAGACCAAGGAGUCGUCCCCCAGCGAACCAAUCAUACUGCAGGACCCACAGCAGGUGGUGCUGGCGCAGCACAAGGCCGACAAGAACAAGAUCCAGGGCGAGCCUCGGGGCGGGGGCGGCGGGGUGAUGGGGGGCGCCAGUGACUCAGACCCUCUGGACAGCACCGACUGUGCCAGCGAGAGCAGCAGCGGGGGCAAGAGCCAGGAGCUCAACUUCCUCCCGGACCUCCCCUCGUCAUCCUCCUCCUACUCGUCCUCUUCCUCGUCCUCCUCUUCGUCCUCGGCCCCUUCUCACAGCCUGCAGCCGGGCCCAGAGAAGAGACACUGUCCUCAGUUACACCCAGGUCACCAAGUCACCGUCUCCAUCUCCAAACCUACACAGAAAGCGCCGGACAUUAGUGAGUUGACCCCCAGCAGCUCCCUGCCGUCGCCGUUCAAGAACAUGUCUCUUCCCAUCACCUCGCCCAACAGUAAGAGCCUCACCAGCCCCAAGAGGGGCCAGAAGAGAGAGGAGGGCUGGAAGGAGGUGGUCAGACGGUCUAAGAAGCUGUCUGUGCCGGCCUCUGUGGUGUCACGGAUCAUGGGUAGGGGCGGCUGUAACAUCACGGCUAUCCAGGACGUGACGGGAGCACACAUUGACGUGGACAAACAAAAAGACAAGAACGGGGAGAGGAUGAUCACCAUCAGAGGUGGCACAGAGUCGACGCGGCACGCAGUCCAGCUGAUCAAUUCUCUGAUCCAGGAUCCCGCCAAGGAGCUAGAGGACCUGAUCCCCAGGAACCACAUCAGGGCCCCGGGCUCCAAGACCUCCUCAGCCCCCUUCCCCUCCUCCGCCGGGGUCAACUCGAACCCCGCUGUCGGUGCUAAGGCCUUGGCCUCCCUGGUCACCACCUCGGGAGUGUCCUUCCCGUCGUCCUCCUCCUCCCAGGCGGGGGGUAAGACUGGUAAGGGGCUGUCCUCUGGUGUGAGACAGCCCUUCCCCGUGUCCCUCCCCCUGGCCUACGCCCAUCCUCAGCUAGCCCUCCUGGCCGCCCAGACCAUGCACCAAAUCCGACACCCCCGGCUGCCCAUGGCCCAGUUCGGUGGGACCUUCUCACCGGCCCCCAGCACCUGGGGCCCGUUCCCGGUGCGGCCCGUGAGUCCCGGCAGCGCCAACGGAUCCCCGAAGCACAGCGGUGGCAGUGGAGGCAGCCAGGCCAGGUCCAACACCUCGGGUCAUAACGAGGCCGGUAACACCUCCACCACGGCCAGCGCCAGCGUCUCUAACAGUUACACGGCAACCGGCUCGCCCCACGCGCCUAACUCCCUGCCCGGCGCCCCCACUCCCUCCUCAGUCAGGAAACAGCUGUUCACCUCAGAACCCAAGCACGCGGGGGCCAACUCUGUGUCCGUGGUUACAGCCGCCGCUGUCAGCAGUAGUAGUCACACUGUGAGAGGUACGGGGUCUCCCGCCCACCAGCACACGGGCUUAACGUCUACCAAUGCCCCUAACAUUCUUGUUCAACCCCAGAUGGCUCCGAUCGCUCAGCCCCCCAAGUCGCCCCCGAAGUCGCCCCCCAGCGCCCCUUCGGCACCCCCAGCCAAGGAGAAGCUGCCCCCCUCCCUCACUCAGGAGGCCCAGCCGGUCAGCGACGGGGUUAGUUCAGGUUGCUUCAGCGCCCCCUCAAUGACCCAAACCACCAAACCUGAGCCCCGCCAGCAGCAGCAGCACCAACCCCCUCCUCCCCAAACCUCCUGCUCAGAACCCCCUCCUCCUCUCGUCCCCUCACAGCCCAGCUCCCACCUCCCCCCGUCCUCCUCCGCCCCCUCGCACACGCACCCCAGCAGUACCGUACCCCACUUCUCGGCCCCCGCUCCCCGCGUCUCCCACCGCAUGCAGCCCCCGACGGGCCCCUACUACCAGCACGCCGAUCACCAGCAGCAGCAGUUCAUAUCCCACAACACGCAGCAGCAACAGCCCAAACAGAGCCCGCACCCCGCCCAGGCCCCCUCCAUGCUCCCCCAGUCCUCCAUGGGCCUGAUGAAUGGCUCUCAGAUGCAGCAGGCCCACGGCGGAGCCAAGCCCCAGCCGAUGCCACCCAACUUUGGCCCAGCGGCCCUCUUCAACCAUUUCAGCAGCAUGUUCGACAACAACAACCAGCCGGGUAACAACCAGGUUUGGGGUGCGUGCCACCUCCCUGCCCGGUCCCCCUCUGAGCAGCAGUACUCCUCCCCCCAGGCCUACAUGGGCAUGGGCCAGAUGGAUGGCAUGAUGGCGCCCCCACCCCCGGACGGCUCCAAGGCCCCUGGGUAUCGCUCUGCCUCCCAGAGGAUGGUCAACAGUCCUAUCGCCCUGACCAGCUACGCCACCAGUAUGUCAGGCAGUCAGGUCUACCUGCACGGUCCGGCGGCUGUGGGGACGCCCUCCUUCAGCCGACAACACUUCUCCCCUCACCCCUGGAGCGCUGCCACAUCAGGUGAGUCCCAGGCGGUGCCCCCUCCCUCCACGGUGUCGUCGUCCGACCCCUCCGCCCCCACUCCCCACCAGGCCAAGCAGGGCCAGAGUCAGGGAAGCAGCCAGCAGGACAGGAAGGUGCCCCCUCCCAUCGGAACAGAGAGACUGGCCAGGAUCAGACAGACCACCGUCAACCCUCCUCUCCUCCAGACCUCCUACACUGCCCCUGUAGGGCAGGGAGGCAUAUGGUCCUUUGGAGUUGGCAGUGCCUCUGAAGCCAUGUCAGGUUGGUCCCAGCCUCUGAUGGGAAAUCCCAUGAUUCACCCUGGGCUGCAGGCGGACCAGAACUUCUCCCAGCACCAGCCCAUGGAGCAGGAUGACACUGGCAUCUCUAACCCGGCUAACAACUACCACCAGCAACACAUCAACCACCCCAGCAACUACAUGGACUUCCCCAAGGGAAUGCCCAUGUCCAUGUACGGAGGGACCAUGCUGCCGCCCCACCCCCCUAUGGGAGAGGGUCCGGGGGGGCCCAUGUUCAACGGCCUGCACACUGCCGACCCUGCCUGGAGCCCCAUCAUUAAGGUGGUCCCCAACAACACGGACAACACAGACCCACAGCAGGUGUGGCCUGGUACAUGGGCUCCCCAUGUGCACCUGAAUCACGUCAACUAGCCGGCCAGGGUCGACAGCAAUCCAACACACACACACACCGCACCUCUCACGCACACGCACACGCACGCACAAACAUUAAUUUAAUUUCAAACUGACAAAAAGGCCUGACGAGACAAAAAAACUGAAAUGUACAUGUUAACUUUAGUAGAGACCAGAGUGCAAAGAAUUGGAGAGAAAUUAUCUUGACACCGUUCUUUAAUGUGCCUAACUCAAAAUAAGGAAUAAAGAAAUAUACUAAAAAUUGGACAAGGGCUCUUACGGUGUUGCGGUCAGAAGUGUUUCCUGUCCCCCAGGAACCUUUUAGGCCCUAUUUCUGUUUAAGUCCUGAUGAUGUCUGAUGAACAACCAAACUGAUGGUGACUGCCUAUUGUCCCACAGGCUCCAUGCUCUGUGUAGCUUAGAGAUUUAGGACUUUGACCCACGUACCGACAUACAGCGUUCUGGCUUUCCCUGGGGGGAGAGUUUGACCUGGUGAAGAUGAUGACAACGUAGCUAACGAUUCUCAGCCAAGAACUAGAGAGUGAUGAUUAAAGAGAGAGAUCAGAAUACCUUUUAGAGUGGUAAAUACCUGUAUAAUUGUUUACAUACUAAAAAAGGGUUAAAAUGAGAGUAAAUUUCAUGUCGUAUAGUGGCUCUACUUUACGUAGCCUGUAUUAAUGUGAAAUAUUUACCUUAAUAUUCAAUAAAAAUAUUGAAAUGUAA